Messenger RNA from Knipowitschia caucasica, 864 nucleotides. The record is from the annotation of a GenBank genome assembly. Lineage: Eukaryota; Metazoa; Chordata; Actinopteri; Gobiiformes; Gobiidae.
AUGCAUGGCAGACAAACCGUACAGAUGGACAGCAGUUCUAGCUCCGGGGUGGUGGUCGAUGACAGUCCCCCGUCUAGCCCGUGCUCCAGCUCCAGUCCGGAUGGUCACCGCCGGGAGUCUGGAGCAUCCCGGGCCAGGGUGCUUCAGCCCGGGCCACUGACCGGGAGAGGGCGGCCUGCAGCGGCGAACGCAGCCCGGGAGAGGAGCCGCGUUCAGACUUUGAGAACUGCCUUUCUGGAACUUCAAAGGACACUGCCGUCUGUGCCGCCGGACACCAAACUGUCCAAACUGGAUGUACUGAUUCUGGCCACCACGUACAUCGCCCAUUUGACACGGACACUUCAGGAGGAAGGCGCUGAGGAGGGAGAGGGCACAAGGCAAACAGAGGCGUUACACUCUCUGAAGGGUGAAGGCUAUCUGCAUCCUGUCAAGAAAUGGCCGAUGAGGUCUCGGCUGUACGUGGGGGCAUCAGGACAAUUUCUAAACGCAAAAAAACCAUCGGAUUCAGAAAAUCAAGGCCCAAGCAGCAGCACCUCUGCACAGACUACACAAUUAUGGCGAUUUUACCUAAAAACGACCUCGAGAGGUUUGUCCUCAACAAUUCGUUGCCUCAAUUUGGAUACGUGGACGAGUUUCCUUAAUGCUCUGUGGUCCCUCAUCCAAACCAAAAGCCGUGUGGUGGUGGACCAUGAAGACCUUACCAGUCUAAGAUCCUCGGCACCUCUUUCAAGGGUACAAGAGGCAGGAGAAAAAGGACAUAUGGAGCAUGACGCGGCCUCACCAGCAAACUAUGACAUCGGCCCCUUUUUCAAGAGUGCAAGAGGCAGGGGAAAGCACAUGUGGAGCAUGACACGGCCUCACUGA